Antechinus flavipes (yellow-footed antechinus) is the source of this 1390-nucleotide messenger RNA. Its product is annotated as olfactory receptor 10V1. The record is from RefSeq and is a predicted model, not a curated record. The transcript has a single exon. Gene Ontology annotation, biological process: G protein-coupled receptor signaling pathway. Gene Ontology annotation, cellular component: membrane. The coding region runs from base 449 to 1390 and encodes 313 amino acids. Gene Ontology annotation, molecular function: G protein-coupled receptor activity; olfactory receptor activity. Lineage: Eukaryota; Metazoa; Chordata; Mammalia; Dasyuromorphia; Dasyuridae.
GUGAGUAUAGUGGAAGUGUAUUUGACUGGGAGUCAGUCUCUAUCCUUAGUGAAUUUAUAGUCUAAUAAUGGCCUAAGACCCAAAUGCCGCACACACACCGAUUUUAAGGUGGAAUAGGCCCUUGCAUUUCACUGGCAUAGGGAGUUUCUGCUGGAGAACUCACUGUACCAAUGCAUUCAUAUUCUUCCACACUUGUUUGGGAUCGUGGAGAGUUUAACUGACUUGUUCAGGUCACGAACCAGAAUGUCUCAGAGGGAGGAUCCCGGGAACUGCGGACUCUAAGGUCAUUUCUCUAUCCCACGUGCAGCUCUUGCCCGCUGAGUCCCGAAGAAAGGACUUUGUGUUCUGAAGCUGGGGAAGUUAAAAGUUAGAAUGAUUCUGGUUCCAACAAAACCCUCCUGAAACACUAAGGUCCUCAUUCCUCUGACAGGCCGCAGGAGCGGUUUUCAUGGAAAACCGCACGGAGACGGUCUGGUUCUUCUUCCGCCCGUUCUCGCCUCACUUCCAGGUGCAGAUGCUGAUUUUUGCGGCUUUCUUGGCUAUGUACCUCAUCAGCCUGGGCGGGAACGCCACCAUUGGCCUCGUGGUGCAGGCCCACCCCUCGCUCCACACUCCCAUGUAUUUCUUUCUGGCCAAUCUGGCGGUUCUGGAGAUUUUCUACACGUCGGCCAUCGCGCCCUUGGCCUUGGCCAACCUCCUGUCCAUGGGGAAGACUGCGAUCUCCCUCCCCGGCUGCGGCGCCCAGAUGUUCUUCUUUGUCUUCCUGGGGGGCGCCGACUGCGUGCUCUUGGCCGUCAUGGCCUACGACAGGCUGGUGGCCAUCUGCUACCCGCUGAGGUACACGCUCCUCAUGAGCUGGCGCCGGUGCCGCCAGCUGGCGGCGGGCUCCCUGGCGCUGGGCUUCCUGCUGUCGCUGCCCCUGACCCUGCUGAUUUUCCGGCUCCCGUUCUGCGGCCGGAACGAGAUCUACCACUUCUACUGUGACAUGCCCGCGGUCAUGCGCCUGGCCUGCACGGACACCCACACGCACGAGACCGCUCUGUACGUCAUCAGCUUCAUCGUGCUGAUGCUCCCCCUCGCGCUCAUCUCCACCUCCUACGUCUACAUCGUGGCCGCCAUCUUGCGCAUGCGGUCCGCCGAGGGCCGCCGCCGAGCCUUCUCCACCUGCUCCUCGCACAUCUCCGUGGUCCUGCUGCAGUACGGCUGCACCAGCUUCAUUUAUCUGUCUCCCAGCUCCAGGUACUCCCCUGAAAUGGGCCGAGUCGUGUCAGUGGUUUACACCUUCAUCACGCCCAUCUUAAACCCGCUGAUCUACAGCAUGAGGAACAAAGAACUCAAAGAUGCCCUUCAGAGGACGCUGGGAAAGUUAUCGUGGGCACGGUGCAAAUGA